AUGCCUCCUGGGAUCGCCAAGAACAAGUACGAGUCGAAAAGGGGGGUGUCCUCGACAUCAAGCUCACAGCAACAAAAUAUCGAGGACGAGCAAACGGCCGCUGAGAUUGUGCAAAAGAAGCCGAAGCUGACUUGGCGGUCAUACAUAUGGGAUGCAUUUGACAAGUCUCCCGAGGAGCGGCGUUUCUUGGCAAAGCUUGAUGCUGUGCUAUUGACGUUUGCGAGCCUUGGAUACUUUAUCAAGUAUCUUGACCAGAUCAAUGUCAACAAUGCCUUUGUCUCAGGUAUGAAGGAGGAUUUGGGCUUGUAUGGGAACCAAUUGAACUACAUGACGACGUGCUGGACCGUCGGUUACGUUUUGGGCGAAAUACCCAGCAACCUCAUCCUGACCAGAGUUCGCCCAUCGUACUGGAUCCCUGCUUGCGAGGUUGUCUGGUCCGUCCUGACAAUUGUGAUGGCCAAGUGCUCUUCAGUCAACCAGAUUUAUGUUCUUCGCUUCUUCGUCGGUCUUGCGGAAAGCACAUUCUAUCCUGGAAUGCAGUACAUUAUCGGCUCAUGGUAUCGCAAAGAUGAGCUCGCCAAACGCUCAUGCAUCUUUCACACUAGCUCCGCGUUAGGCACCAUGUUCAGCGGCUAUCUCAUGGCCGCCGUUUACCACCUGGAUGGGCGCAACGGCUUCAAGGGCUGGCAGUGGCUUUUCAUAAUCAACACCGUCAUCUCGUUGCCAAUUGCCAUCGCCGGCUUCUUUGUAAUGCCCGACGUUCCAGAGAUCACACGCGCCUGGUACUUGACGGCCGACGAGAUUGCUCUUGCAAAGCGACGAAUGGAGCUCGAAGGGCGCGCGAAUCGUGGUCCGUACACGCGGGCCAAGGUGAAGAAGAUCUUCUCGUCAUGGCACAUCUACUUACUGCCACUGCUCUAUAUCCUCUUCAAUAACGGAGGCUUUGGCGGUCAACCGGUCUUUGCGUUGUGGCUCAAGUCCGAGGGCUACGGCGUCACUGCUAUCAACGUCUGGCCGACUAUCACCUCAGUCAUCGUGGUCAUCUCGACGCUCAUAUACGCGUGGACUUCUGACACCGUAUUUAGAGGGGCACGGUGGCCACCGAUUGUGUUCUCGGGAGUAGCCAGUAUCGUUGUAAACUCGAGCUUGGCGGCGUGGAAGGUGCCGGACAGAUGGAAAUGGGCGUGCUUCAUGCUCGCGGGGCUGACUUCCGGAAUCAGCGGUCUUACCUUUGCGUGGGCGCAUGAAAUAUGCAGCGCGGAUAACGAGGAGCGCGCUCUUGUGACGGCCACCAUGAACGAGAUGGCUUAUGUCUUUCAGGCCUGGCUGCCACUCGUCAUCUGGCAGCAAGUAGAGGCGCCGCGGUAUCCCAAAGGCUACAUUACAAUGGUUUUUGUCGGGCUCGGGCUGAUCAUAGUGUCUUUUGUCGUGCGAUAUCUUCACAAGCAGGAGAUAAGGGAACAGGCCGAAGACUCAGAUUCUGUCGUAGUAUAA
Molecule: messenger RNA, 1494 nt
Organism: Thyridium curvatum
Lineage: Eukaryota; Fungi; Ascomycota; Sordariomycetes; Thyridiales; Thyridiaceae
Exons: 2
Coding region: 1-1494 (497 amino acids)
Biological process (GO): transmembrane transport
Cellular component (GO): membrane
Molecular function (GO): transmembrane transporter activity
Source: RefSeq, a predicted model, not a curated record